Messenger RNA from Epinephelus lanceolatus (giant grouper), 1537 nucleotides. RefSeq names its product G-protein coupled receptor 84-like. Gene Ontology annotation, cellular component: plasma membrane. Gene Ontology annotation, molecular function: urotensin II receptor activity. Gene Ontology annotation, biological process: neuropeptide signaling pathway. The record is from RefSeq and is a predicted model, not a curated record. Lineage: Eukaryota; Metazoa; Chordata; Actinopteri; Perciformes; Serranidae.
AUGCUGAUGAACCACACAAACCAAACAGACGAUGACGUCUUUUCCUGCUACAGUCCUUCAGUCGUCGGCUACCGGUACUUUGCUGUGCUGUGGGGAUGUGCUGUCACCAUCACUGGUACGACUGGGAACCUGAUGACCAUUCUAGCCUUCGCCUUAGACCCACGUCUGAGGACUCGCUUCAAUGUGCUCAUCGUCAACCUGGCUGUGGCUGAUCUCCUGUACUGCACCAUACUGCAGCCCAUAUCAGUUGACAACUAUCUACACCUGAGAUGGCGCAGUGGUCAGCUCUGGUGCAGCAUCUUCGGCCUGCUCCUCUUCCUCUCAAACUCUGUCUCCAUUAUCACCCUGUGUCUGGUAGCAGUGAGCCGAUAUCUCCUGGUGGCAAAAAGGGCUGUGUUUGACCGUGUCUUCUCCAAGCGUGGUCUAAUUUUACUCCUGAUCUCAGCGUGGGCACUGGGCCUGGCCAGCUUUGGACCACUCUGGCCUGUUUACACGUUUGUGCCACAGGUGUGCACAUGCAGCUUCCACAGGACUAGGGGUCGUCCCUACACCACCAUUCUUCUUUUUUUCUACUUUUUUAUCGGCCUGGGCUGUGUUGGCGCAUUCUACCUUCUUAUAUACAGACGUGUCCAGAUUGCCUCAAAAGCUCUGCUCCGCUACAGGCUCAGCCGCCGAUCCUCCAGAAAGAAACCAGCUUCUUCAGCUCAAGGGACAGAUGACAGCGGUGUAGAGAGUGGCAUGGCAAAGACAUGUAGCUGUGAGGUGAGCAGCCAAGCAGAUCCAGUCCAAAGUACAGACGAGAGCACCUGUGAAAAAUCCUCCAAAUCUGCCCAGGGCUCUGCCAUGGCUUUAAAUUCAUCAGCAACCAAGUCUCCCUCUGUUACCACCUCAACGUCACCUUCAUCCCCACCUGCUCCAACUACUGCAGCACAGUCCUCCCACUCAGCAACUUCAGGAGAGGAUGACGAAUUUAAGCGUGUGACACGCAUGUGCUUCACUGUUUUCCUGUGUUUCGUGUUCUGCUUCGUCCCCUUCCUGCUGCUCAACAUCGCCGACAAACAUAACCGCGCCCCACAGGUACUGCACAUGUUCUGUGCAAACCUCACCUGGCUCAACAGCUGCAUCAAUCCCAUACUCUAUGCUGUCAUGAAUCGACAGUUUCGACAGGCCUACCAUGUGCUGCUCAGCAGGGCUGCUGCACCAUUCACCUGCCUCUGGACUUGGCGUUAGCUUGGAGAUCCUAAGCUCCUAAACUCCUAGGGCUUAAACCUGUCUGAUGUUUCUCCUAAUAUAAACUCAGUGUGACAUUAUUGUCACGGAAUACAACACAGACACAUUUAAGUGUACACUGAGCCAACGUAAAGUUUUAAGUUGCUUUUCUGUAUUAGAUUUAUGUUGCAUUACCAACAUUCCAGACUGCUUCAUUUCCUUCACAACCUUAACCCUGAUGUUUGCUUUCACAGUGUGUAUGAUGCAUGUACAAGACUGCAUUAUGUAUUUAUAUUAUGUAUAUAAUAAAUCAUACUUUGUAUACAAA